AGUUGCCCAAAAAUCACUAUACUUUAACGUAAAAUAAUUUUGAAAAUGUUUUUGUUCAUUUUUAAUUCAUAUAAAUUGUUGAAAUGUGAUAGAAAGUAUUAAAAAGAAAACGCAAUAUAAAAAUUUGUUUUUGUUGUAGUUCGAUUCAUUUCACAAACAAAAUUAUGCGGUUAUAUCUAGCAAUACUUCGAAGCGUGACCCAUCCCACUAUCUACUUAAUAAUCGUUAAAGACAAGUGCAUAAUAGUUUCACAAUUACUUUAAUACACAUUGUGUAUUUACUAUUUGUUGGUUAUAUUUUACGAGGCAGUUUCUCUUUCUAUUUUUACACAUAAACCUACUUGACGUUAAUAAAUUCACUCAGUUGAACAGAAACUUUGUCAAUACAGAAUCUGUCGGUGGAUAGUCGAAAGUGAAACAGUUCGAAAAGAACAAUGGUGAGCCCGAAAUGUAACAGCGAUAAUUUUUUGUUUCUUUGUUAUUGAAUUGGAAAAUAACUUUGGGUCGGUACAAGGCAAGGUCGUUACUAAUAAUUUAAACAUUUCGUUCGUGUGUUUAUUGUUGAAUUAUUUUUUUUGUGUGUUGGUGUCACUCUUAAUUUCAAUGAAAAUAAAGUAGUGAAUACGAAAUCGAUUAAUGAUUUUAACACCUGACGCGAGUUAAUCUAGGUACAACAUGGCGAAACCUACCGAUGAAACAGAUCACGGAGAACCCAUUCCGUACGAUCCAGACUUUAAUGGUCCUCUUAGCAAAAGAUCGUGCACGGACGUACUUUGUUUUGCAAUUUUCAUAGUAUUUGUUGCUGCUUGGGCAGGGAUAGGUUUAUACGCAAUUUUAAAUGGAGAUCCCUCAACUUUAUUGGUUCCGAAAGAUUCCUCUGGACGUAGGUGUGGUAAAGACACAGAAGUAUUAGGUAAACCGUACUUAUUCUUCCACGACCUAACUCAAUGUAUUUCACCAACUGUAGCUUUUACAGGGUGUCCAACGCCACAGGUAUGUGUUCGUGCUUGUCCCACGGAAAUUUACGUUGAAGGAAAAAUAACAUAUGACAUAGAAGAAUAUUGCGUCGAUAACGUUUGUCCAAGCUGGAUAUUACCUAGUAAACCAUUUCAGAAACGGUGCAUUCCGACCUUAUCGAGUGUGAACGAGACCAUAAUAAAUUUAAUAACAAAUAAUGCAGACACAUUCCUGUCAAAAUUAAAACAGGCUAUUUCGAAUAUUAAGCUACUAUACGAAGCCGAAGAGGUUGGACAAAAUAUAGUUGAAGAUCUGGCAAAAUGUUGGUGGAAAAUUUUGAUUGGAGUAUUAGUGGCUAUGGCGGGAUGUAUAGUGUACGUAAUGAUACUGAGGUGGCUGGCAUCUCCUAUGGUGUGGCUAUCAAUAUUAGGAGUAAUCGUCGGUCUAGGUGCAGGAUUAUAUUUCUCGAUAGUGGCAUUAAUAGUCGCCCAAAAAUCUUACAACGAUCUUCAAACGAAUAGCUCGAAGUACGAGGAGGAUUUAUAUUAUCAGAAUAAACAAUUAAAAACUAAAAGAGAUUUAUGGUUAACGGGAGUAAUUGUUUUAUCUGUUGUACUACUUAUUAUUUUAUUGAUGCUAAUAUUUUUGAGAAAAAGGAUACUAUUAGCUAUAGCUCUCAUCAAAGAAGGAAGCAAAGCAGUAGGGUCGGUUACUGCGUCGUUAUUUUUUCCAAUAAUACCGUGGGUAUUACAAAUAGCAGUUAUCAGUUACUCCUUAUUGAUUGGAGUAUUUCUCGCUAGUACAGGACAACCUUUAUACAAAACUAGAUAUUACGACGAUACUAAUUGCGCUAAUUUAACCGGUAUAAGUGAUGAUACAGUAUGCGAUCCAACGACGUGGAGUACGAAUUAUUCAUCAUUAUGCCCGAACGCUUCUUGCAAAUUUAUAAAAAUGAACAACGAUGCUCUGUACCCUUAUUUACAAGCUUACAACAUUUUCGGUUUCUUCUGGUUAUUAUUCUUCGUAAUAGCUCUGGGACAAAUGGUAUUAGCAGGAGUAUUCGCCCAAUGGUACUGGACGUUCAAUAAACGUCGUUUACCCUUUUUCGCUGUAACUUCGGCGUUUUUAAGGACGUUAAGGUAUCAUAUCGGUACAUUGGCUUUCGGAUCAUUAAUAUUGGCGAUAUGUAGAAUGAUAAGGGUCGCUUUGGAAUAUUUGGAUCACAAAUUGAAGAAAUACGAUAACGCUUUCACCAAAGCCGUUAUGUGUUUGUUGAAGUGCUUCUUCUAUUGUUUGGAAAAGUUCCUGAAAUUUUUAAAUAAGAACGCUUACAUCAUGUGCGCCAUUCACGGUAAAAAUUUCUGCGUUAGUGCCAAAAACGCUUUCAUGUUACUUAUGAGGAAUAUACUUCGGGUCUGGGUACUGGAUAAGGUUACUGAUUUCCUUUUCUUUCUGAGUAAGGUGUUACUGACUUUAGCUGUCGGCGGAGUGUCUUACAUAUUCUUCGCUUCCGAAUUGCUUCCGACAUCAUUUAUCGAUAACUCUGAUUUGAAUUAUAAGAUAGUACCGGUCGUUUUAAUAAUGAUUUGCACUUAUUUGAUAGCGUCGUUGUUCUUCAGCGUCUAUUCUAUGGCGGUGGAUACUUUAUUUUUAUGUUUUUUGGAAGACUGCGAAAGGAAUGACGGAUCUGCCGAAAAGCCUUACUACAUGUCUCGAAAUCUAAUGAAAAUAUUCGACAAAAAAAAUAAAUUGGAUUAAAUUAUGUAUAAACCAAAAAAAAAA
This is a messenger RNA of Diorhabda carinulata, 2738 nucleotides long. RefSeq names its product choline transporter-like 2 (gene Ctl2). Gene Ontology annotation, molecular function: transmembrane transporter activity. Gene Ontology annotation, cellular component: membrane. The transcript has 14 exons. Gene Ontology annotation, biological process: transmembrane transport. The coding region runs from base 675 to 2714 and encodes 679 amino acids. The record is from RefSeq and is a predicted model, not a curated record. Lineage: Eukaryota; Metazoa; Arthropoda; Insecta; Coleoptera; Chrysomelidae.